Molecule: messenger RNA, 1137 nt
Organism: Cucurbitaria berberidis CBS 394.84
Lineage: Eukaryota; Fungi; Ascomycota; Dothideomycetes; Pleosporales; Cucurbitariaceae
Exons: 2
Coding region: 1-1137 (378 amino acids)
Source: RefSeq, a predicted model, not a curated record
AUGGAGGAUUCGAGGCCACACAGACAUCCAGUCUCGGUUGACCUUGAUGGGAUGACCGCAGGCCGACACACCAAUUCUCAUACAAGCGAUUACGAAGAGAGGUUACCACAGAAGGAUAGAGCUACACCGACCGAGGAUAGAGAAUCUGCCGAAGAAACUCAAUCUACGCAAAGACUAUCAACUUUAAGCGCUGUCAUACCCCAGAGUACAGCACGUCCGAGUACUUUGCGAGCAACAUUUUCUAGCUCAGCUAGUUCCUUCGUACUUCCAGCGUCGUCUCUUAGGGCAGCUAUACCGACUCCAGAGCCUUCUACCUCUACCUCCGUCAAUGCAAUCCUCCCAAGCAGAUCAUCAACAACCACUACGACGGUAUUAAGAACUAUUAUAGCGUCACCGUCUCGUGAUCCGGUCCCUACAGCAGAAGAGGACACCAUACCCGCGGCGCCUUCCAAAUCAACAGCUAUUCUCGCAUCACCCUCGUCAGAUCCCACGCCCGCGGAAGAAAACACAACACCUGUAGCGCCCGAUGGAACCACAUCUGCGGCAUCCGCACUCCUCGUAGAAACAACCGACGCACCAAUGACCCCAAUUGCCAAGGCAGGCAUGGGCGUCGGACUCACCUUCAGCGUGCUCUCUAUCGCGAGCAUAGCAGGAUUCUUCCUCUGGCGCCGUCGUCGUCACCACCAUCAAAAUCAACACAGUGCCAGUGAUACCGACAAUGAAAGCAACCACAGCGCCGCCGCCCAACCCAACGAACCCAGCAACAACAUUCUCGCAAAGUUCUUCCACCCCAAGAAGUAUACAGACAAUAAGCAUGAUGCAGAAUGGAGCGUCGAGUCAGCGCAGAAAGUCGAGUUUGUCAAGGAUAUGCACGCACAGAGUGUACGCACUGCUUCACGGGGCGAUUCGAGGGGUGGUUUAGAUGGCGGCCAGCCUGGUGCUGGACGUGAGGUGAUGAAUGAAAGUGGAAUGCUGCCUAGAAGGAAACUCAGUAUGCCGAAUAUGGCGUUGGGAAGUCAUCCUAUCACGCCUGAUGUUUCGGCUUUCCCUGCGCCGCCGACGUUUGCUGCUGGUCUGCAGGCGGGUGAGCGCUCGGGUAAAGAGGAGAAAAGGAGUAAUUGGCCGCUGAUGGAAUGA